GGACGGCUGACCUUCCGGGAUGUGGCCAUAGACUUCACUCAAGAGGAGUGGGAAUGCCUGGACCUCAGUCAGUAGGAAUUGUACAGGGACGUGAUGUUCGAGAAUUACGGGAGCCUGGCCUUCUUGGGGCUUGUCUCUAAGCUGGACCUGGUCGCCUUUCUGGAGCAAUUGAAGGCUCCCAGGAAUAUAAGGAGAAUGGAGACAACAACCAGUUACCCAGCUAUGACUCCACAAGACACCCAGGAUUUGAUGCCGAAGAAUCCAACGUUAGAAGAUGUAUUCCCAAAAGCAAACUUAGGAAUAUGUCAACUAUUUCACCUCAGAACCUUAAAUUUAAUGAAAGCUUGGGAAUAUACGAGAGUAUAUGAAAGACAGAGAGGAUGCUUACAUGGACAUAAAGAAAUGGAGACAGUUACACAGAAUGCUAACAUUACUGCAAAAAGAAAUGAGCAAUGUGAGUCAAAUUGGGAAAAACACCCACUUCAGUCUUCAACAUCUGCCGAGACAUGUAAGUGUUUAAGAAAAGAUUUCCAUCCCUUUUUGAAACAUACAUGUUCUCUAAAAGUAAACCUGGAAAAUCUGGAAGGUAAUCUAGUCUCUACUGCAAAUCCUCAUUCAGACAAUUCUGAACUUAGGCUUCGACUAAACAUACAUUCAAGCAUGUCUGAACACCUACAAUUUAACAGUGAGUGGGAAAACACACAGUCUAAUCAUUUUGAGAGAUCCGUGAGCAGGGGGUCAUUUUUCUUCCCCCAACAGAUAUUUUCUCUCCAUUCCAAGAUAUAUCAUGUUGAUGAUAAUGGAAGAGAUGCAACCCAACCAUCAUUGUUCAAUACAUAUUGUGAUGUGGUUAAUACACAGCAAUGUUGCAUGUGCAAUAAAAUGAGUCAGACCUUAAGUAAGAGCUCCAGCUCCAAUAAUUACAAGAGUAUUUUUGAUGGACUGAGAAGGUAUUCAGGCAAUGAACCUGGGUAUACGGUUGAAGGAGACUCCAACCUUAAGAAUCAUCUGGGACCCAAAUCUUCAAUGAAGGAUUCUAAACGUCAUAAAUGUAGAAAUGCCUUUGAUCAAAUGUCAGGUUUUUCUCUCGAUAAGAGUACUUGUACUGAAGAGAGGACUUGUACUGAAUAUGGUAAGGUUUCUAGUCAGUCUUCAGAACUUAUUAAACCGCAGACUGUUCAGAAUCCACAGAAAGAAAACAAGUGUAAGGUUAUGGAAAUUCAUACAGGAAGGAAACCUUUCCAAUGUACAGAAUGUAGCAAAGCGUUUACAAGUCACUCAGUUCUUACUCAACAUCAGGGAAUUCAUACUGGAGAGAAACCUUACACAUGUACAGAAUGUAGCAAAGCCUUUACUUACAAUUCAAGUCUUAUUCAACAUGGGCGGAUUCAUACUGGAGAGAAACAUAAAUGUACAGAAUGUAGCAAAGCCUUUGUCUGUUACUCACAACGAAUGUCGGAUCAUCAGCGAACUCAUACUGGAGAGAAGCCUUAUAAAUGUAAAGAAUGUGGCAAAGCCUUCCAUAGUCGCUCACUUCUCACUCGACAUCAGCGAAUUCAUUCUGGGGAGAGACCUUAUAAAUGUAAAGAAUGUAACAAAGCCUUUAUCCAUCGCUCACAUCUUACCCAACAUCAGCGAAUUCAUACUGGAGAGAAAGCUUAUUGUGCAGAGUGUGGCCAAACCUUUAUUUGUCACUCAGAGUUAAUUGUACAUCAUCGAAUCCAUAUUGGGGAGAAAGCGUACAAAUGUAAAGAAUGUGGCAAGGCCUUUAUUACAAAUUCGGCCCUUACUCAACAUCACCAAAUUCAUACCGGGGAUAGACGUUAUAAAUGUAGAGAAUGUGGCAAGGCUUUUAUUAAGGUUUCUGGUCUUACUAAACAUCAGCGAAUCCAUACUGGGGAGAGACCAUAUUCAUGUACUGAAUGUGGCAAAGCCUUUGCUUACAACUCAACGCUUACUCAACAUCGGUGAAUUCAUGCUGGCGAGAGACCUCAUAAAUGUAAAGAAUGCAACAAAGCCUUUCCUCGUCUCUCACUUCUUACUCAGCAUCAGCGAGUGCAUACCGGAGAGAGACCUUAUAAAUGUACUGAAUGUGGCAAAGCCUUUGGUUGCAAGUCAACGCGUGCUAAACAUCAGCGAAUUCAUACUGGAGAGAGACCUUAUAAAUGUACAGAAUAUGGCAAAGCCUUUAGUCAGAGUGCCCAUCUCGCUAAACAUCUGAGAAGACACUGAAGAGAAACCUUAGAAAUGGGACAUGU
Messenger RNA from Cervus elaphus (red deer), 2258 nucleotides. RefSeq names its product zinc finger protein 2 homolog. Gene Ontology annotation, molecular function: DNA-binding transcription repressor activity, RNA polymerase II-specific. Gene Ontology annotation, biological process: negative regulation of transcription by RNA polymerase II. The record is from RefSeq and is a predicted model, not a curated record. NCBI's taxonomy places the organism in Eukaryota, Metazoa, Chordata, Mammalia, Artiodactyla, Cervidae.